Messenger RNA from Epinephelus moara (kelp grouper), 5429 nucleotides. Its product is annotated as spondin-1-like. NCBI's taxonomy places the organism in Eukaryota, Metazoa, Chordata, Actinopteri, Perciformes, Serranidae. The transcript is spliced from 16 exons. Gene Ontology annotation, cellular component: extracellular matrix. The record is from RefSeq and is a predicted model, not a curated record. Gene Ontology annotation, biological process: cell adhesion. The coding region runs from base 354 to 2756 and encodes 800 amino acids.
UCAAGUCAAGGAGACAGCCGCGAGCACCCGCGCUCGGUUAUUUGGCGGCCCCCCGCUGCUUCCAAGCUCUCUAUCAACACCGCACACUGACUCAGGAACAGCAGCAGCUCCUCUCUCCUCUCUCCUCUCUCCCCGCACCUCUACAACGUGGUGCGCCCCUGACGCGCUCUCUCCAGUUGAAGAUGGACUCGUCUCCUUCUCUUCACCUUUACCACUGACUGUGACGCUGCUGUAGUUUGGUGGGAGUUCCCGAGGAAGGGGCUGGAACUGAUCCUCUGUCCGCUGUUUCGCCUUUCCACUGGGUUUUUAUUUGUGAUUGAACUAUCGUUGUUCACUCAUAUCCGGGCUCCGAAAUGGGAAUGUAUUUACAUUUGCUGUUUUUGCAGUACUAUUUCGUCUCGAGUUUCGUGUGCAACGCAGUCGCUUUCGUGGAGGAGCCCUCCGGAGGCAGGUCGGACGGGUACUGCGGGCGGAUCCUCCGGGCGCAGACCCAGGGGACCCGGAGGGAUGGGCACCAUGAGUUCAGGCUCAGAGUGGAGGGGGACCCGGAAACCUAUCAGCCGGGCAGCACCUACAGAGUAAUCCUUCUGGCGACCAGCCCUGCUUAUUUCAGAGGUUUCACCCUCAUCGCACUGAAGGAGGGCAGAGAGGGCACCACGGACGACGACUACACCGGCCAGUUCCAGAUCAUUGAUGAGGAGGAUACACAGUUCAUGACGAACUGUGCCCCUGCAGUGACGGAGAGCACACCUCGCAGACGCACAAGGAUACAAGUCCUCUGGACAGCGCCGCCUAGUGGGGCUGGCUGUGUUAUACUGAAGGCCAGUAUCGUCCAGAAGAGAGUCAUUUAUUUCCAGGAUGAAGGCUCUCUCACUAUUCGCCUGUGUGAGAAAGAGCGUGUGUUUGGUGAAGCCACAGAACCUCCAGCUAUAGAGUGCUGCGCCUGCGGAACAGCCAAGUACAGACUCACCUUCUACGGCAACUGGUCAGAGAAAGUACAUCCCAAAGACUACCCAAGGAGAGCCAACCACUGGUCCGCUCUGAUUGGUGCGUCUCACUCCAGAAGCUACGUGCUGUGGGAGUACGGAGGCUACGCCAGUGAGGGCGUCCGUCAGGUUGCUGAGUUCGGCUCCCCCAUCAAGAUGGAAGAAGAGAUUCGGCAGAAGGGAGAUGAAGUACUGACUGUCAUUAAAACUAAGGCUCAGUGGCCAGCAUGGCAGCCGCUCAACCUGCGAGCAGCUCCAUCAGCAGAGUUUUCUGUGGACCGGACUCGUCACCUGAUGUCUUUCCUCACCAUGCUUGGGCCCAGCCCAGACUGGAAUGUGGGGCUGUCAGGAGAGGACCUCUGUACCAAGGAGUGUGGUUGGGUCCAGAGGCUGGAGACAGACCUCAUUCCCUGGGAUGCAGGCACUGACGGCGGCGUCACAUAUGAGUCACCGAACAAGCCCACCAUUCCUCAGGAGAAGAUCCGACCCUUGACCAGUUUGGACCACCCCCAAAGCCCAUUUUACGAUCCAGAGGGAGGGGCAAUUACACCUGUAGCCAGACUGGUGGUGGAACGCAUCGCUAGAAAGGGGGAGCAGUGUAAUGUGGUCCCAGACACCAUAGAUGACAUCGUAGCUGAUAUUGGACAGGAGGAGAAGGAGGAAGAUGACACACCAGAGACGUGUAUCUACUCAGGCUGGUCCCCCUGGUCAGCCUGUAGCAGCGCUACAUGUGAAAAAGGCCGCAGGAUGAGACAGAGAAUGCUGAAAGCCCAGCUGGACCUCAGCGUGCCAUGUCCCCACACUCAAGAUUUCCAGCCCUGCAUGGGACCGGGAUGCAGUUUGGAGGAGCCAUCAACGUGCAUGAUGUCGGAGUGGAUCAGCUGGUCAGCCUGCAGUGUGUCCUGUGGGAUGGGGAUGAGGUCUAGAGAGCGAUAUGUCAAACAGUAUCCUGAGGACGGCUCGCUUUGCCAGCUCCAGACUGAGGAGACAGAGAAGUGUGUUGUCAACGAUGAAUGCUCACCCAGCAGCUGCGUGGUGACUGAGUGGGCUGAGUGGGACCCCUGCAGCGUUACCUGUGGGCUGGGUAUGAGAAGACGUGAGCGCAUGGUGAAGAUGCCUCCUAUAGACGGAUCAAUGUGUAAGACCGAGGUGGCUGAAGUGGAGAAAUGCAUGAUGCCAGAAUGCCAUACGAUCCCCUGCAUGCUGUCACCCUGGUCUGACUGGAGUGAGUGCAGUGUGACGUGUGGGCGGGGCUUGCGAACACGCCAGAGGAUGCUGAAGUCUGAUCCUGCAGGGUGCACUGAGGAGCUGGAGCAGACAGAGAAGUGCAUGCUGCCCGAGUGCCCCGUUGACUGCAUGGUCUCUGAGUGGUCCGAGUGGUCCGAGUGCAACAAGUCCUGCGGUAAAGGACACACCAUUCGAACCCGUAUGAUCAAACUGGAGCCACAGUUUGGGGGCAACGCUUGUCCUGAGACCAUCCAGAGGAAGAAAUGCAAGCUCAGGAAGUGCCGGACAAAAACAAAGGAGGAGAGGGGAGGUGGAGGAGGAAAGAGAAGGAGACGGGGUAAACAGGGAAGAGAUGGAGCAGUCGAGGAGCAGCCAGCAGGUUGCAGAAUGCAGCCAUGGACCAGCUGGACAGACUGUACCAAACCGUGCGGAGGGGGGAUCCAGGAACGUUUCAUGAUGGUGAAGAAAAGAGCUAAAGCCACUCUGAUGGCCAGCUGUAAAGACCGGAAGGAGAUCCGUGCUUGUAACGUUCAUCCCUGCUAGGGGGCACUACUGAGCUACAGAGGAGAGGAGCAGCAGGUUAAAUACAUGACAGAAUGGGUUUAUUUGAUAAAGAUGAUGUUGGGGGACCUUUUGUGUACAGGGGGGAGGUGAGGGUGAGAUGAUGGGCUAGUUUGACACUUUGGAAACAGGAGAUGAGUUUAGCUGAGUAGAGAGGAGGGGAGGAGGGAGGAGGAAAAGAUGAUAAGGUGAUAAUGUGCUGUUUAGUGAAGCCAUUGUAGGCAUUUAGUUAACAGGGCUGACAUUUCCUUUAGACCACAAUGGAAGUAUUAGAGAGUAGUGUCUGUGUCCUGCAAAAAAAAAAAAAAAAAAAGAAAAGUGGCUUUGCCAGUGCAGCACACUUUUUUUUGUCUCUUCAAUAGUUUUGUUCUCUGGGGUAUAAAAAAGCAUUGAGAUCCUGGGAUUACCUGAGAAUUCUUACCAAAAUCUGCUUGUAUUGUCUGAGAAAACUACCCAUGGAAACCUAUGGUGUUUUAGGCAUGUGUCUACUUUUUAUCGUAUGUACUGACACAAAGAUGCCUUCUCCAAACAUUAAUGAUACCAUGCUAUUGUUAUAGCUAUAGUCCGCCCUUGAAGUAGCAUUAUUACAGUAAUAUCUGGAUCAACAUAUCAUCUUUAGCCAGAUCCUAUUCAUGCUAAAUGGCAGCGUGCUGCUGUUUAUAAUAUAAACUAAAUGAAAACAAUGUAAAUGUUUCAACUUAAUCAGACAUGCAGGAUGGAUGCCCCCAUAGGUGUAGUGGUGUAUAUGCAUUAUAUAACCAUCUCUGUGCAGGGGGGGGUGCUAUAUAGAGUGGUGUAGGACUGAGAUCUAAAUCCCAGAAAUGAGUUAGCUUUUUCCACUUAUGGGUCCCUCAUCUCGAAGUGAAUGGGUUUUUGGUUAGAUGCCUGAAAUAAGGUCUGUGGUUAACACAAGCAUAAGAGACUUUCACAUUUUGUUCUACGACAUAAAAUAUGUCAGUAAAUACCCCGCUUGUGAGACUUUAAGCUUUUAGGCGUCUUCAAAAUGGCGGUUGCUAACAAGUGGCUAAAUGAGACUACAGAGCGUCAUCAAGCAAACGCGACUUUACAGCCUCGUCGUGGUGGAGAUGUUAAGUCAUAGUCAUAGUGAAGGUUGUUUAUAGCCUAACAUUAGCUUUUAACUCUGGCAAUUUCAUUUAUGCUUUACAAGUCAGAAACGCAAUUCGUUUGUGAAGAUUAUCUUGCUGAACAAGAAAGUAUCAUAAAGUUUUGUUUGCCACAGAGCUUAUUUUCUGCAAUAUUCCAAAAUCCAAUGGAACAAUCCCAUUGGGUUUUUGACGAGGGAACCAAGGCGAUGUGAACUUACGGUUUGGCUGACAAAAAAGUGUCAUCCUUGCAGUACUCUACACAUACCAUAUGCUCCUUAAAUAGCAAUAUGUACAUCUCACAGAUUGAGACUGCUGGCAAUCAUGUUGCCAUCUUUCUCUUCAGCUGUGAUGUAUAUGGUGCAUGACAUGAUUAUAGUAUUUGGAUCCUUUACUCAAAUAAAGACGCAAUAUUGCUAUUCAAAAAAAAGGCAAGAAAAUGAAAGUAGAGAGCAGUUACUAGCAAAAUGUAUGUUUGUAAGUGUCAAAGUAAAAGUACUGGAGCAAAUUAAACUACUUUAUAUACUUUUGGUUAGUUUUAUCUUUAACAGAGCACCACAUGUAUAAACACCACUGCACCACCAGAGGCCCCUCCCCAAGUUCUUUAUCAUUUUAAAAUAAUGGACUACCUUCCGACCCUUGUAUGGAAUAUUUUAAGUUGCCAACUGUCACUUAAGUGAGAAAAUAUAUAAACAGACAACACUGAAGAUGUAGGAUAUCUGUCUCUUUUUUUUUUUGCAAGACAUAGAUGCUCAUAAAGGAAGUCUUUACAGACUUAUGGAUGUACUGUAUAACUACUAUCUAACCAACACUUACGACACUACUAUGAGUACUAAAAAACACUUUCCCUAAUAAACAGAUACAUUUAAAUGGAGAUGUUUUAUACUGUUAAAAUUAGUCUUUAUAUACUGUACUGCUGUUUAUCUGUUGUUUCAGCUGAUGUAGCAUUAAACCUGCGAUAGCUCUCACUCUGUCAGAAGAUCUUAAUUUAGCAUGUGCAUAGAUAAUUCUGUUUGAUUGGACUUUAUGCUUUCUCUGCCGUAGAUGUUGUCUUAAAACAGAUAGCUAAAUGACUGUAUCUGCCUUUGUUGGUUCCCAAAAAACACAAACAGACAGAGCCUAGUGUCACGUCUUAAACAUGUGCUGUGCUGCACUGGUGCAGAGUUCUGGCUGCAGAAGAGGUUUGUGUUGAAAACAUUGCAGACGUUUCUACAGUAUUAAAACUGUAGGACAGCUCAACUUGCAGUAGACUGUUACUGGGGCCUUGGUUACAACACACUUUAUUUUCCUGUGUUGUUUUUAUUGCGCUUUUCAUUGUGUUGCGAUGAUGAGAGUGAUCUGCAAGAUCGUUUUUCUUUAUUAUUACACAGCAGAUUAUGUUUUUAUUUCAGUUUGAAUAAGAAUGUCAUCACCAAAGUUCUAUUUUCUGUAGAUAUUUUCUUGACUUCACUCUUUUCUGUUUUCAGGCCUCUUUAUUUCUUUGCCUCUGUAUCAUGUGACUAUUUUCUAAGAAAUCACCUUUACAAUAAAAGAAAUGUAAAUGUGAAAAUCA